Aureobasidium subglaciale EXF-2481 is the source of this 1854-nucleotide messenger RNA. RefSeq lists its product as uncharacterized. Gene Ontology annotation, molecular function: ubiquitin protein ligase activity. Lineage: Eukaryota; Fungi; Ascomycota; Dothideomycetes; Dothideales; Saccotheciaceae. The transcript has 2 exons. The coding region runs from base 1 to 1854 and encodes 617 amino acids. Gene Ontology annotation, biological process: proteasome-mediated ubiquitin-dependent protein catabolic process. The record is from RefSeq and is a predicted model, not a curated record. Gene Ontology annotation, cellular component: nucleus.
AUGCCAACCCUCAAGCGCCAUCGCGACGAGACGAGCGACGAAGGUGCCAGGAAGAAGCUGAAAGCCGAACAAGUCGAUCAAACUCCCACAAUCCUGCCGAUCAUGGAUCUGACGACUGAGGAAACGCCCGCCGCCCCAUCACAAGAGCGACAAACGCUCGAGAUACUACGGAACGACUUUGACGACCUGCGCCAACUCGUCACCUGCAAAAUCUGCGAACGCCUAUUGUACGAGCCCUACGUCAUCUCGUGCGGCCACACGUAUUGCUACAGCUGCCUAUGCCAAUGGUUCACCACCAGCAAGAAGAAGACAUGUCCCAACUGCCGCGAAGUCAUCACCCGUCCGCCCGCUCCGUCCUAUGUCAUCAAGGAAAUGACAAACGUCUUUAUGCGCCGCCAUGACCUCCUCCCCGACGGCGAGACCAUCGAACAACACGAGCAAUGGAAGUUUGAAGAGGCCGACAUCGUGCGCAGAGACAAGAGCGACGACCACCCACGCACCGGCGGCCUUUUCAAAGGCUUCUUCCGUCCGCGCCGUGCCAAGGUCCUGCCCAUCCACGACCCCGACGACCACGUCGACAGAUGUCCCGAAUGUCAUCACGAGGUUGAAGAUGGUCGUUGUGAAAAUUGCGGAAUCUACAUGGACAGCUGGAGCGAUACCGACACCGACGUCAGUCUCUCCAGCAUGUCAAACUCUUUGGACGUAGAGGACAUACCCGACGACUUUGAAGACGAAGACCAUGACGCUAGUGCCGUCUUUGGUGAAUUCGACAUUGACUUUGACCCCGAGGCUGCUCAGUGGAUGCAAGAGGACCAAGUGAGACAACUCAUGGCCCACGGCCGUCAUUGGAGACCGGGCCGUUUACCAAAUGGUGCUCGAGUUGAGCAAAAUGCAACAGGCACCCGUCUCAUCUUUGGCGCAAGAGACGAAGAGAUGGGCGAUAACUUGGACGAGCUAAGUGAUGAGGAGGACGACGAUGAAGAUGACGAGACUGGUUCCCUCGACGAGUUCCUGGAUGAUAGAGACAUCAACGACAUAACCGCCCACACCAUCAGCUCGCAGACCGCCGCAGAUAACACGCCAGCCAGACACCGAAGCCGUCAUCGUCGUGUCAUAGACUCCUCGGAUGGUGCUGAAGCCAUCGCUACAGAUUCCGACAGCUCGCGUUCGGACUCGGACUCUGAUGGCGUGCGUCACAACCCACAGUUUCGUCGUCCCAGAGCCUCUAUUUCACUUAUCUCGGAUGAUGAAGACGAGCCAGUCGAGGGAGAUUCUCGACAGUCUAUCAACAUCGGGGAUGAAGAUGAACAAUCCGAUGAUGACGAAGAAGAGAGAAUGGUCCCGAGACCUCGCAGACAGGUCAUAGACGAUGAUGACGACAGUGACGACGAACCCAGAGUAAUCUCAUCACGUUACCGAGGACCUGCGGCUCGCAGAUCAGGUCGACCAAUACUGGCACGUAGACAGCAGCGACCAAUCCCUAUCAUCGACAGUGAUGACGAAAGCGACGACUCCUCUGCAACAGAAGAAAUGUUCACGCGCACCACCGAUCCAAUCUCGAACAACCGCAACGGCAUGGGAAGAAAUGGACCCAGACCGACAACUGCGGCGUCACUCUCAUCAGACUCUGACAGUUCAGAAGAUGAAGAUAUCGAGCCUGACGAUUACAGCAUCGAUGGUCAUGAUGCCAACGACAUGGAUGAUGUAGUGCAAGGAGUGCAAGGAGCAGACUUUUCACCCAUGCAGAGUGAAGAUGAAGAUGAAGGAAAUCAACAGGCCAUGAACUAUUUCAACGUCUAUGGCGAUGGAGACGAUGGUAGUGAUGUUGAUGACGAGGAUGACGAUGUGUACUAG